This is a messenger RNA of Ostrea edulis (European flat oyster), 1999 nucleotides long. RefSeq lists its product as uncharacterized. The transcript has 10 exons. Bases 91 to 1737 code for a protein of 548 amino acids. NCBI's taxonomy places the organism in Eukaryota, Metazoa, Mollusca, Bivalvia, Ostreida, Ostreidae. The record is from RefSeq and is a predicted model, not a curated record.
UAGCCGCUUAGUAUCAACCUCUCAAAAAUAACAGUAACCAAAAUCCACAGCACUUAGUCACAUUAACUAGCAGGUCUACAUGAGCAUGUGAUGUUCAUCCUUUUUGACACGGCCACAAUGAUAUCAGUGGGAAGUAUUCUAAUAAUUUUAUUUUUAGAUCGUGGUGCUUCAUCUGAGCACAAUAUUAACGAAAAGGUAGUAAACAUUUUUCCAAGACCUCAAUCCUGGCAAGCUGCUGAAAGAAACUGCGGGAAAAAUGACGAAAAACUUGCUACAUUCAAAAAUGAAGAGGAAAUGUUUCGUGUCGAACGUCAACUAAAUAGCUUCACCAACAAAAGUUUUGUCACGUUUUGGGUUGGAGGCAGGGAGAUUAAAUCUCAGUGGGUGUGGUCACAUGAUCAGAGACCUCAGAUUGGCAGGAUUACCGGGUGUUUCCAAGGUAACCUGACGCUGGCGGUGUACACAGUUCUCCACAAUAACCACCCUGAGCUCUGUACGGCAUUCUGUAAAAUCGCGCUCAAGCGACAAUUCGCUGCUCUGCAGGGUCGGAAGUGUUACUGCCUAUAUGACACCUCGAUCCUCCAAGAAGCUCCAAUAUAUGAAUGCAACACGACAUGCGCAGGCAACCCGGAGGAGUUUUGUGGUGGACCGAAUCGUUCCUCCGUCUUUCCAACAUGGGAUUCUGUAGAAUGGGGUUUACAUGAACCAACGAUACAAAGAUACGGGAAAGAUUGCGCCCUGCUGAUGGUUUUCAAUAAGGAAUAUGUUUGGUCCACUGAAUAUUGCAGACAAGAGCACGAGUUUAUUUGCAACGUCAAAGAAAGUGCUAUGUGUGAUUGGUUGAAUCAACCAACUCCUUGUCUGUACGUUGUGUCAGAGAAAACUGACUGGUACACAGCCAGCUACAAGUGCAAUCAGAUGCACGGCCAUCUAGUGGACCGCGACGCCAUGCAUCAUCAUAAUCUGAAUCUUUCGAACGUUUAUUACUGGACGGGAUUGACUAGGACGCGGCAGAUCUGGACCGACGGUUCAACAAUUGACAUGUCUAUGAAACGUCAUAUUCCUUUCUUGUCAACGCGGGAGAAGUUGUGCAUCGCUUUGCAAUACAGACAGAGGGGAGGCUGGGGAUUAACGUCCACUUCCUGCAGCAACAAACAUGCAGCACUGUGCCAGUCAACACUAGGGUAUGAUUUGGAGGAUUUACAUGUAAAUGGACCACCAGGUACUUACAACACAAGUCAUCAUAUUACGCAUGCGCAAACUACACAGACUACGCAUUCAUCUUCAACAUCUAGAGACGCGUCUCACUUCAUCAAAGCAAAUUUGAUGUACUGGAUAGUUGUCCCAACAGUCGCUGCAGUGUUUUUGUUCUUGUCCAUGGUGCUGGUGGGUGUCUACAUUAAACGAUCAAGACAACGCAAAGUACAUGUACCGGAAGAAAAAGCCAUCGAGCCGUUUUAUUAUAUACUAGAAAAGCAGAGUCGCCGACAGCGUAGCGGGAUAUACAAUAACAUAUUUCUUGACAAUCAGUACAUUUUGAACUAUAAUCAAUUGAAUUUCAAGGGAACAUUGAAACAGCUGGUUCAUGAUAGCACAAACACACCAGUUACAGAAGACAAUGCCACACCCCAAAAUCACUACGACACAAUGAAUUGUAAAUUACACCAAUACGACAAGAUAUCACACGGGAGAGUGCAGAUAUACUGUGUACAAGGGCUUUAUGAAACGGUCAUGUGAUUUUACAAUUAUGUCUGCUGCUGCUGCUGCUGCCUAUGCUGUGAUUUUAUUAAGAACAUACACCAUUUUCCAAAUGCGCUUUUUCAUAUAGAUGUAUAUAUAUAUACCGGAAAUAAGUAUACAUUUAUAUACUGCAUUCAUAUACCAAUGUUUCUGUUUGGAUUAGUGGGUCUUUGUUUUGAUUUAGGUACAUGUAUUUUGUACUUUGUUGUUUUCUCCUUUAAAAUUGAUUAGCACGAUUAAAUAUCAUUGAACUUUUUAA